Messenger RNA from Branchiostoma floridae (Florida lancelet), 611 nucleotides. RefSeq names its product serine/threonine-protein kinase pdik1l-like. NCBI's taxonomy places the organism in Eukaryota, Metazoa, Chordata, Leptocardii, Amphioxiformes, Branchiostomatidae. The record is from RefSeq and is a predicted model, not a curated record. The transcript is spliced from 3 exons. Gene Ontology annotation, molecular function: ATP binding; protein kinase activity. The coding region runs from base 57 to 611 and encodes 184 amino acids. Gene Ontology annotation, biological process: protein phosphorylation.
CAUGUUAUCAACUGUUAUUCCACCCCAGGAAUGACAUUGUCCAUGGAGGGCUAACAAUGGACAAUGUACUGGUGACCAGUCAGUUCGGAGGCUUUGUUCGCGGGCGAACAGUCAUGAAAUACACCAUAAAGGUGAGUGACUAUGGAAUAGCUAAAAUGAGUGGAGAAGACAUCUUCCUUCACUACUACUACCGGCAUGACACCCCGACUCGCUACUUUACGGCUCCGGAGGUUCAAGACGGCGUCUACACCAAGGAGUCCGACGUCUUCUCCAUGGGCGCCAUCUUUGUGGCCCUGACGGACCGCACCACUCUGAAGAUCGCGGAGCACCACAGUGUCGUACCCUUCAUCAUUCCCGACAUCCCCUUCGGCCAGGCCCUGAACACCAGCCCGUCCCUUCGGCUCUCCGAAGUCGUCAUGAAGAACUUAGGGGAAAACAACAGCCUGAAGGAGAUGGUGGUGGCCAUGUUAUCCACGGACCCGCAGGACAGACCCACGGCGGAGGAAGUGAGCGAGAGGGUCCAGGCUAUCGGGAACGCUACCGGCGCCAUGGCGGGGGUUUUCCUGGGGAUAGCGAUCGCCAUUGGCGGGGCCGUUGAUGGGCGCAAGUAA